Molecule: messenger RNA, 2705 nt
Organism: Pelobates fuscus (common spadefoot toad)
Lineage: Eukaryota; Metazoa; Chordata; Amphibia; Anura; Pelobatidae
Gene: GBX2
Product: gastrulation brain homeobox 2
Exons: 2
Coding region: 997-2001 (334 amino acids)
Biological process (GO): regulation of nervous system development; regulation of transcription by RNA polymerase II
Cellular component (GO): nucleus
Molecular function (GO): DNA-binding transcription factor activity, RNA polymerase II-specific; RNA polymerase II transcription regulatory region sequence-specific DNA binding
Source: RefSeq, a predicted model, not a curated record
UUUGUAGCUGCUGAGAGCCGAGAGAGAGGAGACUGCACCGUACCGUACACAGCCAGGGCAAACCAGGAACCUGUCCGCACCGUACACCGCGUACACAGACUGCACAGCCAGGGCAAACCAGGAACCUGUCCGCACCGUACACAGCGUACACAGACUGCACAGCCAGGACAAACCAGGAACCUGUCCGCACCGUACACACCGGGUACCCACUGCACUGAUAUACACAGGCAAUCGAGAACACUACCAGGAAGGCAAACAGAGAGAGGAAAUAUCACAAUACAGAGAUAAGCGUAAAACACAGAGUUAAUAUCACUAUACAGAGAGGGCACAGUACAAUACAGAGAGGGCACAGUACAAUACAGAGACAUAGUACAAUACAAUACAGAGACAGGGUAUAUAAGAGCACAAAUUGAGACCAACCAGGGGCACAGGACACCAAUCAGAGAGCACAUAGCAAUAGGAAAGAAUAGACCUCCGUAUUAUACAGACACACAGAGAGAGAUAGAGAGAGGGUUACACAUUCACCCAGGAAACGGGCACUCUCAGGAAAAAGAAAUAGAAAGGAGAGGCCACCACACCAACAGGGAGUAUACAGCUAGGUCACCCAAAGUAAGAGAGCAGGAACUCCAAACAGAAAGAUAGCAAGUGCACAUGAAGAGAGGAUCCCUCACUUGGUAUUAAAUUGGACUUCAGAGCCUGGACCAGAGAGAAGACAACCCAUGAACAUCUUCAACUCAACUAGCCAAAGUCAAGACAGGCCAAGGAAGAGGGACCUCCAGCCCAGACUGAUCUACCAGGACUUAUCCCAGUCUGCACAGCUACAGUAAGAAAGAGCUUGUUACAUUGUUACAACUCCCUCUUCCUGCUGCCUAUUACAUCCAGCCUACUCCAAUGGACUCUGUGACAGUCUGGGUAUCUCCUGUCUGCUGAAGACCCAUCUGGGUGUUUAACUAAAAACCUUUUUCUGUAGUCUCCCUUUAACUCCCAGAAGCUUAUAUGAGUGCUGCCUUCCAGCCUCCUCUCAUGAUGAUGCAGCGUCCACUGGGCAGCAGCACAGCCUUCAGCAUAGACUCUCUAAUAGGAAGCCCACCUCAGCCCAGCCCUGGGCACUUUGUGUAUACAGGAUACCCCAUGUUUAUGCCCUACAGACCAGUGGUGUUACCUCCUCCACCACCUCCUCCUCCUUCCCUGUCCCAGGCCACCUUGCAGUCCUCUCACCCCCAUCACCAGAUGCCAAGCUUGCCCAGUGGAUUCUGCUCCAGCCUGGCACAGGGCAUGGCACUCACCUCCACCCUCAUGGCCACCCUUCCAGGUGGAUUCUCAGCUUCACCCCAGCACCAGGAAGCAGCCAGAAAGUUUGGAGCUCAGAGCCUCCAGGGUGGAUUCGAGAAAGGAGACAGUGGGCAAUCAGAUGGAGAGGACAGUCCCAAGACUUAUGUGACCAAAGAGGGGACCUUACUGCCUUUUGCUUCUUCAGAAUCAUCUUUAGGUCCAGUCCGGGGUCAGGGUAAGGAGUCUCCUGGGAAGGAUGAUGAGGUGAAGGGGAAGGAAGACUCCUAUCUCAUGGACAGUGACUUGGACUACAGCUCCGAUGACAACAUCUCGUGCCAGACGGCUCACAAGGAGGAGGACACCCCGGAGGAAGGUCCACAGAACCCCAACCCCACCACCAACACUUCCUCCAGCGGCAAGAACCGGCGGCGGAGAACCGCCUUCACCAGCGAGCAGCUCCUGGAGUUGGAGAAGGAGUUCCACUGCAAGAAGUACCUGUCCCUCACAGAGCGCUCUCAGAUCGCCCAUGCCCUCAAACUCAGCGAGGUCCAGGUCAAGAUCUGGUUCCAGAACCGCAGAGCCAAGUGGAAGAGGGUCAAGGCUGGCAAUGCUAACUCCAAAACCGGGGAACCCUCAAGGAACCCCAAAAUCGUGGUUCCCAUCCCAGUCCACGUCAGUAGGUUCGCCAUCAGAAGCCAACACCAGCAGUUGGAGCAGGCUAGACCCUGAGAUGCUGGAAAUUAUGGACUUGGAAUCUGAGCCAAGGGACACACUAACCAUUAGCCAUAGACAGGAGGCUGACGCCACCGAUUUUACUCUAGACUUUCUAAAACAAAAAAAGGGACAGAAAACCACAGGGAACCCCUAAACUAUUUAUUAUGGGAAGAGGUCUGUGGGGACAGAGGGAACUUGGUGGCAGACACUGGGUGGUGUCAUCUUGCCUGGGACAAAAAAAACCCCCCCAUAGACAGUAAGUGACCUCCAGAUGUUAUGGGAGAAAACCAAAACUAUUCCUCAGCUCUUCUCUGGGUCGUUAGAAUUUGGGGUGGGGGGACAGAAAGUCCCAUUUAUGGACAGACAAUCUAAAGAUGUCCUUGUUUGCUCCUUCAGCGCUUCAGAUUAUGUUGUGAUUAAUUAAUUUAUUUCAUGUCUCAUAUUUCUUCUAAUUUAUGAAAUUCGAAAAGAGAAAAAAAAAUCCUAAAAAAAAAAAAUCCAGUCUUGUGAAACUUAAUAAUGUCACUAAUAAAUAAUCCCAUGCGGCCAGUCUGGGAGAUUUGGGGUCAUUCCAGAAGGUAACAUGAAGGGGUUGUGGUAGGUCCUUGUUAAUCUCUUUCAAAACCCUCUUGAGACUCAUUUUGUCAAAUGUGAUCUGUGUGAUUUGGAGGGGGAGUCACCAGAAGAUGGGCUGUGUGGGAUUUUAAUAGAGCAGGACA